AUGGAUUAUCCCGCCCUUUAUAACCCUGAACCUGCGGAAUGGGAGAUUGCGAAGCAAGAAGUAGAUGAUGUCAUCGGGGUGAAACAGGAAAUCAGCUUUGAUGACCUGGGGAAAAUGACCUACCUGUCUCAGUUCAAUUCAUACGUCUGUGGACGGUUGGAUAAGUUCUUUGAGGAGCCGCUGAAGUUUGACCCAGAGAGGUUCCAUCCAGACACUGCCAAGCCCUAUUACUGCUACUACCCCUUCGCCCUGGGACCACACUCAUGUCUGGGACAGAGCUUUGCACAGAUGGAGGCGAAGGUAGUGAUGGCCAAGCUGCUCCAGAGGUUUGACUUCAGGCUGCUGCCUGGCCAGUCCUUUGACAUCCUGGACACUGGCACUCUGAGACCAAAGAGCGGAGUGGUGUGUAGCAUCAGACACCGAGGACAAGCUGCAGCCUGACUACUGGAACCUGGAGAUGACUAGCCGUCGUCUUUCAACUCAACAUAUUUCUUAUCUGACUCAUUCCGUCUUUCUUCUUUACUGUCUUAAAAACAAGAUGAACACAUCAUCAAUGGUUUACCAAUCUUGCGCAUAUAUUUGCAUAAAUAUAAAUAGAAUGUGAAACUUUUCCAAUGGAUUUACUGAGUUAUACUUCAUAUAAGGAAAUCAAUCAUUUGAAGUAAAUUCAUUAUGCCCUAAUUUAUGGAUUUUACAUGGCUGGGCAGGGGCGCAGCCAUGGCUGGGCCUGGGAAGGCAUAGGUCAGCCAUUAGGCCCAGCCAUUCAGAAUAAGCUUUUGGUAGAGAAAUUAACAUUCAAUUCUCUGGCAAAAGCUCUGGUGGACAUUCCAGUAGUCAGUAUGCCA
Oncorhynchus gorbuscha (pink salmon) is the source of this 845-nucleotide messenger RNA. Its product is annotated as cholesterol 24-hydroxylase-like. The coding region runs from base 1 to 441 and encodes 146 amino acids. Gene Ontology annotation, biological process: cholesterol catabolic process. The transcript has 5 exons. Gene Ontology annotation, molecular function: cholesterol 24-hydroxylase activity; heme binding; iron ion binding. The record is from RefSeq and is a predicted model, not a curated record. Lineage: Eukaryota; Metazoa; Chordata; Actinopteri; Salmoniformes; Salmonidae.